Oreochromis niloticus (Nile tilapia) is the source of this 1265-nucleotide messenger RNA. RefSeq names its product olfactory receptor 52E4. NCBI's taxonomy places the organism in Eukaryota, Metazoa, Chordata, Actinopteri, Cichliformes, Cichlidae. Gene Ontology annotation, molecular function: G protein-coupled receptor activity; olfactory receptor activity; odorant binding. The record is from RefSeq and is a predicted model, not a curated record. The transcript has 3 exons. Gene Ontology annotation, biological process: detection of chemical stimulus involved in sensory perception of smell; G protein-coupled receptor signaling pathway. The coding region runs from base 324 to 1265 and encodes 313 amino acids. Gene Ontology annotation, cellular component: membrane.
UCAACCAGUCAGAGUCAGUGCUCUGACUCGUCGACAGGAGGGGAGAAAGUGAUGCUUAAAGCUUUUCAGAAGAACAUUUGUCGGGUGUUGAUCAUUAGAAAUCACCGUUAGUUUUUUGUUAUUCUUGUGAGAUCAUCUGUUUAGUGUCUGUCCUUUAGUUGUUUUAUUGCAGGUACAGUGAUGUAUAUUUCCAGUAAGCUGAAAAUGUUGAAUUUUACCUAUAAUACUGAUAUAUCACGUGUGCUGUAUUAUGUUACUACUCUCUUUGAUUUGUUACCUGUUUCUUGGGUUUUGAUGUGUUUUGCAGAAACGAGCUGCUGUGGAUGGAGAACCUAACGAUGGUGACUCCUCUCAAACAGCCAAUUGUGUUUGAACUUGAAGGCUUUUAUAUACCUCCAGGGUUUGGCCCUUUGCUGUUUUUUCUGGCUCUGUUUACCUACAUGGUGGUGCUGCUGGGCAAUGGUGUCAUAGUGUAUGUGAUUGUUAUGGACAAGAACCUGCACAGACCCAUGUUUGUAAUGGUGUGCCACCUGCUAGUCUGUGAUCUUUUGGGGUCCACAGCUGUGCUGCCUGGUCUCAUGAUGCACUUCUUGAUGGAGCGUAAGAGGAUUGCAUACAUCCCGGCCAUUGCCCAGGCCUUUUCUGUGCACACAUAUGGGGUUGCAGUGCAGACUGUUCUGGGUGUGAUGGCCUACGACAGGUACAUUGCAGUCUGUGAACCUCUCAGGUAUCACGCCAUCAUGACCUCGGCUCGGCUGCACUCCUGCUGCGCCCUGGCCUGGUUGCUUGCUCUGCUGCUUAUAGCUGUGCUCUUCGGCUUCCACAUGAAUGUCCCAUUGUGUGGCAGAGUCAUUCUGCAUGUUUACUGCAGCAACCGGGGUAUCCUAGGCCUGGCCUGCAUUCCCACACCUGCCAGUAACAUCUAUGGUCUGGCCAUGACCUGGACUGUGAGUACAGGGAUCUUCCUCAUCAUUGCUUUUUCCUACAUCAGGAUCCUGCACGUAUCUCUAAAACAAGGCAGAAUCAACACCAGCAUCCGCAGCAAGGCCUUUCAAACCUGUGCUUCUCACCUCGUCGUGUACGUGCUCUACCAAAUAGCCUCAGUGAUCAUAAUUGUGAGUUACAGGUUUCCUUCAGUGUCUGAAAACCUGAAGAAAUUCUUUAGCAUUCUGUUCAUCAUCGUUCCACCAGCCAUCAACCCCAUUAUCUACGGACUGGUCAGUAAAGAGUUACGCAGCAGCAUCAUUAAACACUUCACAAUCUAG